AUGCCACAAGAGUCUCCUGUUGAGAAAUUGUCAAAAUCAGCUGGCAAAAACUCACAGCUUGAAAAAAGUGCCAAAGCAAACGCCAGUGACCAGGAGAAGCUCCUCAAUGAUAUCAUCAACGGGACCUCCCCACCAAGGCCUUCACCUCCUUCCAAUGAGCCCACAUGGUCUUUGAUGGAUCUGGACGACUAUGAUUUGUUUCCACCUGAUUCAGCCAUCUACCACGUCAAAGUGCCCAAGUACAAGGAGGUGAAGCACUACAUCAAGGGAGAGAAGCUAGGCAAGGGCAAGUUUGGCACUGUUCGCGAGUUUGUCGACAAGUACACGCUGAAGCGAUACGCCGGGAAGAUCAUCAAAAAGAAUAUGAUUAAAAAGGACCCCCACGUUCGUCGUGCCAUCAACAAGGAGCUGGCCAUCACCUAUCACUUCAUCCACCCGAACGUCAUGCGCGUCUACGACCUCUUCUUUGCCCAGCAGAAGAUUUACAUGUUCUCCGAGUUUUGCUACGGAGAGCUGUCAGAGUUCAUAAAGGCCUACGAGAAUCUCUCAAAGUGCCAGAGCAAAGACAACUUUGGUCAAAUCUGCAGCGGCCUCUACUACCUGCACUCUCGCGGCGUGAUCCACCGUGACCUCAAACCGGACAAUGUGCUAGUGUCCCACCAGAAUGUGCUCAAGCUGGCCGACUUUGGCGUCUGUCAGACGCUGAACAUCUUCGACGACAAUGACAUGGUGGGCGGCAAUGACGGCACGCCGCUCUACCACUCCCCGGAGAUGUUCGAUCCUGCGGUGUACCGCUACUCGGGCUCCAAGGUGGACAUCUGGGCGGCCGGUGUCAUUCUCUACCAGAUGUUCACCGGUCGACUGCCCUUCUUCAAUGAACAGGUGAUGACGGAGGAGGAGCACGACGCCAUCCUCCACAAGAACGUCGACUACACGCCUCAGAUGGAUGCAAAUCGUGUGCCACAGCAAGUCGGAGCACUUUAA
Rhagoletis zephyria (snowberry fruit fly) is the source of this 984-nucleotide messenger RNA. The record is from RefSeq and is a predicted model, not a curated record. NCBI's taxonomy places the organism in Eukaryota, Metazoa, Arthropoda, Insecta, Diptera, Tephritidae.